AUAGAUAGAAGAACUAAAAGCAGAUAACAAAACCCCCACAGGAUCGACAUCCUGACCGACUGAAACACUUUCAACCCACCCACCAACCCCCUCCCAAACAUGUGCAAGUAGUGGGAAACUCACGGUUUGUUUGUACAUGCGCACUCACCCGCGGUUCUCCUCCCGGAGAGGAAGCUGGGACCACUCACUGGAAGGCAUGUCCUCAUCGUCCUCGUCGCUAGUUCUGACAAGCAUCUAGCAGCUAUCGGAGCCAGCACUCUCGAAGUAUUGAACAGGACUUUCCCCAAGACGGUUGUGUAUUUUCUUGACUCUCCAAAGCACAAGGAUUAUUUUUAGUGGUUGUUUAGUGGUCAUUUUCCACCUAAAAUAAGUACUGUUUUCCACGAAUUCUUUGAGAAAUGUGAUGGUGCUAAAUGUGUGUCAACUUCGAUUGGGAAGUUUUCCGAGAAGGUAUUGAAGAAUCCGUGUGAAAGUUCUUUAUCGAAAAUGUUCCUCAAAUUGACGAUGAAUCGGAAACCGGAGGAGCAGAGGGCUGCAAGCGGGGUUUGACAAAUUGGAAAAAUACAGCAGGAAGGGAUGUGAGUGCGUGUUUAUUUUGCUGAGAGAGCGACGGCGACAACGUCGGCUAGGAUUUAAUUAGAAAAGUCAACCCCAACAGUACUACUGGGUCUCCACUGGGGAGCAGUGAUGAUGUUGCUUGCGAAGGAUACGGUUCAGCUAGCAGAAGAAGCUCCCCCAAAUUGGAUGGCUGCUGUUUUCGACAACACAUGUCCUCUUGUGUAUUGAGCUCAUGGUGUAGUUCAGUGACGGAGCCUCGUAGUUCGCGUGGUCUCCAAUUAGUUCAAAGCUGCUGUUGUACGCGAAGAAUGUGUGAUACUUUGCAAACAUAAGAAGAUAGCUUUCUGGGGCAAUGGAAUGCUCCAUUUCCCCUACUAGCUGUUGCUCCGUAGAUCCCUAUCUGUAAGACACAAAUAAGUUUUCCUCUCGUGCUGUAUGGGCUUCUUGCCUACUCGAUAGACAAUCCAACAACCAUCUGUGGAAUACGCUAUGUAGUGUGUUAGUGAAUUAGGUGCAAAUUAUGUGUGCUGCAAAAAGUGAUGCAAUCUAAACGACAAACUAGCAAUAUUCUUAUAAAUGCGAAUCUCACUGUUAGGCAUUAGGCUAAUCGAGAAACCCAACAAUAAUGGCCUUACAGAAAAAGUUGUCCAAUAACGAAUUCGAGUUGAUCUCGAUAAAUAAAGUGAACAACAACAGCGCUGCAAUGUCAACGACGACGACGACGAACAACGACCCCAAUGGGAACGGUAUUACAGGUAUCAUCAGCAACGGUGGUGGCAGUAACAAUGGUGCAAAUAGCAACAGCACCGGCGGGGCCAAGCCGGGGCAGCCCAAGAAGAUUCAGUUUAGCACUCCGGAGUUCAGCAUUACGCCAAUCGAGACGCUGCCCGGGAGUGCGGCACGGCCACCGCCGAGUCGAAGGAGGGAAGAAGCCAUCGUGAUGGCCAACCUCCGCAAACGGGUCGCCGCCGUGGAUCUGAACAAGGCCCCGCGCAGAAAUAACACGGCCACCAACCUGGACGACAUCAGUUUCAACGACACUGGCCAAACGCAGGACCAGCUGGAUAACCGUCCGCUUCUACCGAAGUCACUCGGGCAAUCCACCCCGGACCGUAAGGACCGACAGAAGAACGGUAGUAGUGCAGAUGGUGGAGAGGAAUCUCCCAAAGUGAAAGUGGUCAUGGAUAAGGAUUUCAUUUUUGAGUGUUUGUGCUGGCACAACGAGUACCGGAUGCGACACGGAGCGCCAGCCUUGAGCAUCUCGUCCGAACUGUGCGAGUACGCUUCGGCCUGGGCGAACCAUCUGGCCAGUACAAACGAGCUGUACUACCAGAGCGGCACCACCUACGGACAGAACAUCUUCUGCUGUCCGGCAAACUCCCUGCUCACGGAUCUUUCCGGUCAAGAAGUGGCCACGUACUGGUACAGCACCAGCCGGAGGUACGACUACUUCAAGGAGAGCCACCUGCUGCACACCAACGUCAACACCGGUCACUUCAGCCAGAUGGUGUGGCGGGCGAGCAAGUACUUCGGUGUCAGCAAGUCCAUCUCCAAGACGGGUAAACUGUUUGUGGUGGCGUACUACUACCCGGCUGGCAACGUGAUGGGUGAGUUCCGGCAGAACGUCCUGCCGCCCAUCGUCGCUACCGACGAUCCCCACCUGUCGCGACCGCCCUCGAGCAAGGAUCUGGAAAAUCUGAAUGCUUCCCACUGAGUAAAUAAGAAACGGUGUUCCAUUAUGUAACAUAUAAGAUACUUCCUAAGCCGCCGCCGCAGACUAACCGCAUGGAUUUCAUCGUUUUUGAAGAGGCUUGCCCAACCGCGUGUACAGCCGCCUAACAGUCCUUAGUUCUCGUUUUUCGCGCUUUUGACAAAAUCGCUACCGUAACAACAACGAGCUUCUAACCGUAUAAUUGCUAGGGCAUCAAUCAUCGAAGCGUGGUUGUAACUCCCAGUCAACAAUCCAAACCAAACAAGCCAAAUAGUGAAGUAGUCGUUAGGGAAAAAUGGCUUCCGCUAAUCGUCGUAACCAAGCUUCUAUCAAUACAGAGUAAAAAUAAAACAAUGUCAUUCAGCCUCGACAAAAAAAAAACGUUCGCCUCGCACACUCAACUGCACUAGUAACAUUGCGUCUUUCACUAUGUCAUUCAUCCGUU
Molecule: messenger RNA, 2714 nt
Organism: Aedes albopictus (Asian tiger mosquito)
Lineage: Eukaryota; Metazoa; Arthropoda; Insecta; Diptera; Culicidae
Exons: 3
Coding region: 1184-2272 (362 amino acids)
Cellular component (GO): extracellular region
Source: RefSeq, a predicted model, not a curated record